Contarinia nasturtii (swede midge) is the source of this 979-nucleotide messenger RNA. RefSeq names its product regulator of microtubule dynamics protein 1-like. The record is from RefSeq and is a predicted model, not a curated record. Gene Ontology annotation, cellular component: cytoplasm; spindle microtubule; mitotic spindle pole. The transcript has 5 exons. Gene Ontology annotation, molecular function: microtubule binding. NCBI's taxonomy places the organism in Eukaryota, Metazoa, Arthropoda, Insecta, Diptera, Cecidomyiidae. Bases 115 to 864 code for a protein of 249 amino acids.
GACGUUCUAUGCGAUGGAUCGAUUGUUGUUACUUUCGUGUCGACUGUCAAGGUUCAAUCAUUGAAGUAAUGAUUUCUUUUCUUUGAAAAAAAAUUGAGCGCUGCGCAAGAAUCGAUGAAUCGUAAAAUUUGUUGGUCAUUAGCGUUUUUUGGUGGCUCAAAGUUGAAAAUGGCCCAGGAAACUGAAAUAAAACAUUUGCUACAAAAUGCCGAUCAAUUAUUUGACGAAAAUCAGUAUCAAGAUGCGAUUGAUCUACUAAAAAAAUAUCCGAAUCAAUCGGAUGCAAAUGUUUUGUGGCGAGAAGCACGUGCUUUAUUCAAAUUAUCCAGAACGAAUAAAGCGAAAAAAGAAGAGAGCGUUCGCGAGGGAUACGAUUUGAUAGUCAAAUCAUUGGAGCUCGAUGAGAGAAAUGUUGAUGUUCAGAAAUGGUACGCAAUCUUAUUGGAUGCCAAAAAUGAAUUGGAUGGCAUUAAAGCGCGCAUUUCUCAAUUGGGAAAUGUUAAAAAACAUAUGGAAAGAGCUGUCGAAUUGAACCCGGAGGAUCCAACUAGCUGGCAUUUGUUGGGCAAUUUUGCAUUCGGAUUGGCCGACAUGUCGUGGUAUCAGCGAAAAAUUGUUUCAGCCAUUUUUGCAACACCACCCACUGGCACCUACGAAGAAGCACUUGAAUAUUUCCUCAAAGCUGAAGAGAAGAAACCAAAUUUCUGUUCAUUGAAUUUACUAUACAUCGGUCAAUGCUACUACAAUUUGAAAAAUUAUGAAGAAGCCAAGCAAUUUCUUGAAAGGGCUGCCAACGUUCAAGUAUCGAACGAUGAUGACAAAAAGUGCAAGGAAGAAGCAACAGCUCUACUGAAAAAAUUAUAAUUAUGUAUUGUUAAUGUAGACAUAAAAUUGAAUGUAUAAUUUUUAAAUAUGACAUAAUAAUUGUGUGUUCCUUAGCAAAAUAAAAUUGUUUAAUUUUAAUAAACAAAAAAAGUCA